Cygnus atratus (black swan) is the source of this 1307-nucleotide messenger RNA. RefSeq names its product purinergic receptor P2X 6 (gene P2RX6). The record is from RefSeq and is a predicted model, not a curated record. Gene Ontology annotation, cellular component: plasma membrane; nuclear inner membrane. The coding region runs from base 1 to 1251 and encodes 416 amino acids. Gene Ontology annotation, biological process: response to ATP; monoatomic cation transmembrane transport. NCBI's taxonomy places the organism in Eukaryota, Metazoa, Chordata, Aves, Anseriformes, Anatidae. The transcript has 13 exons. Gene Ontology annotation, molecular function: extracellularly ATP-gated monoatomic cation channel activity; purinergic nucleotide receptor activity; ATP binding.
AUGGCGGCGGCGGCGGCCGCGCUGUGCGGCGGGCUGCUCGACUACAAGACGGAGAAGUUCGCGCUGACGCGGAACCGGCGGGUGGGGCUGCUGCACCGCCUGCUGCAGCUCGCCGUCCUGGGCUACCUGCUCGGGUGGGUGCUCGUGGUGCGGAGGGGCUACCAGGACACGGACGCGGCCCCCCACGUCUCGGUCAUCACCAAGCUGAAGGGGGUUUCGGUCACCCGGGCGAAGGACGCGCGCAGCCGGCUCUGGGACGCGGCCGAUUACGCGAGCCCACCUCAGGGAGAAAACGUGCUCUUUCUGGUGACCAACUUCAUUGCCACAGCCAAGCAAGCCCAAGGCACCUGUCCCGAGCCAGAAUCACUUGUGACCAGAAGGACGAGGGACAUAGUCUGUUGGGUCCUCCACAGCUGUCUGGGCUUCUUGAAGAGCCCCUCUGUGCUAGAUGGGAUGUGCACAGAAGAUGUGGACUGUCCCGUGGGAAGCCCAGUGGUUCAUGGCAAUGGGAUAAAAACUGGAAAAUGUGUGAUGUUCAACACUACCCAUUCCACCUGUGAGAUCUAUGGCUGGUGCCCCGUGGAGAACAACACCCUGCCCAGGAAACCUCUUCUGGCUGAGGCUGAGAAUUUUACUCUUUUUAUAAAAAAUACUGUCAACUUCACCAAAUUUAACUUCUCCAAGGGCAAUACUUUGCAAACCAAUGACCCCACCUAUUUCAAGAGCUGCACGUACGAUCCGUUUUUCAACCCUUCCUGCCCCGUGUUCCGUAUCGGCGACGUGGUAGAGGCAGCUGGGGAGACCUUUGGGGAUCUCGCACUGCUGGGAGGAAGCAUCAGCAUUCGCAUUGAGUGGGACUGUGACCUGGAUCAGCCCACUGCCCAGUGCCAGCCGCGGUACUCCUUCAUCCUUGUGGACAGGAGGUACAAUUUCAGAACGGCCUCUUACUACUGGGACUCCCAGCAGCGGCCCUACCGGAGCCUGAUGAAACUGUACGGCAUCCGCUUUGACAUCUCUGUGCAUGGCCAGGCUGGGAAGUUCGGCAUAAUUCCUGCUGCCGUGAGUUUUGGCACCGGCAUUGCAUUCUUCGGAGCCGCCACAGUGGUCUGUGACCUGGUUCUGCUCUAUCUGGAUACAAAGGCUGACUUCUAUUGGAAGGAGAAGUUUGAGGAGGCAAUACCCCCCAAAGGUAAGACAGAGGCAGCAGCUGAACCACAGUGGGCUGACCAAGACAUCAGGAAUGCUCAGUGACGAUCACUGUUCAAUCCGGAGUGACCUCCAGAUAGACGUGAUGGGGGCACAGCUGC